ACCCACGGCGGCAGGCAGCUGGGGGUGGGGGGGUGGCCCUGGAGUAGGGGCUGUGGCGGUGCGCGGGGACCCGGCGCGGUGGCUGCGGUGGCUUCAGGGCUGACGAGAAACUACUAAAGUUCCUGUGGAAGUAAAGUAGAAUUUCAUAAGAACAUAAUGGAUGGAGAAGAGAAAACCUACGGCGGCUGUGAAGGCCCCGAUGCCAUGUAUGUCAAAUUGAUAUCUUCGGAUGGUCAUGAAUUUAUUGUAAAAAGAGAACACGCACUAACAUCCGGAACAAUAAAAGCCAUGUUGAGUGGCCCAGGUCAGUUUGCUGAGAACGAAACUAAUGAAGUCAAUUUUAGAGAGAUCCCUUCACAUGUGCUAUCAAAAGUAUGCAUGUAUUUUACCUACAAGGUUCGCUACACUAACAGCUCCACGGAGAUUCCUGAAUUCCCAAUUGCACCUGAAAUUGCACUGGAACUGCUGAUGGCUGCGAACUUCCUAGAUUGUUAAAUAAAAUAAAUUAUAAUAAACUGUUAACUUUUUUCAGUAUUUAAUACCUGUAGUUCAGUUAGUAAUUUUUUCAUAUAUAGCAUGUUGCCUGUGUGCAGUUGAACUUUAAAGUUCAUUGCAAAGCAGAUUAUCUUCUGUUCUUUUGCAUAGCAAUCAGAGUUGAAAUUUGUUUGCUACAUCAACAAAUUGAGGACAUUUUCACAAAUUGAGAAAUAAACAAAUAUGCCAAUUCGUA
Panthera uncia (snow leopard) is the source of this 730-nucleotide messenger RNA. It is a transcript of the gene ELOC, whose product is annotated as elongin C. Gene Ontology annotation, biological process: ubiquitin-dependent protein catabolic process. The record is from RefSeq and is a predicted model, not a curated record. Gene Ontology annotation, cellular component: elongin complex. The transcript has 4 exons. Lineage: Eukaryota; Metazoa; Chordata; Mammalia; Carnivora; Felidae. Bases 157 to 495 code for a protein of 112 amino acids. Gene Ontology annotation, molecular function: protein-macromolecule adaptor activity.